Molecule: messenger RNA, 1258 nt
Organism: Tilletiopsis washingtonensis
Lineage: Eukaryota; Fungi; Basidiomycota; Exobasidiomycetes; Entylomatales
Exons: 1
Coding region: 246-1112 (288 amino acids)
Source: RefSeq, a predicted model, not a curated record
CGUGCCUCCUGCGCGCGGCUGUGCGGCCCGCCCGCAAAGUGCUUCCCCUGAGGCACCCUCGUUCGCCAUCACCCGCGGCAGCCGAGCGGCAGACUCACCCCGACUGGCGCUUGAUCAGCUCGCGCUGGGCACCGCUGCCGCUGCUGCUCGAGUCGAGCUGGCGGGCAUAGAGCGCCGCGAAGCCGCCGGGCGGGUGGUGCGAGCGCGGCUGGGAGAAGACGGGGCCGGGCGGAGACGCGAGACGCAUGGCGGGCGAGGAGGGUAUAGGGUGGAGGGCAAGAGGGCUGGGUCUGAGGUGCAAAGGUGGAAGCUGGUGCGGUGGUGAGCGACGCCGAGGUGUGAAGGAGGUGGGUGCAGCAGGCUGGAAGGAAGGAAGCGAGCGCCGGCUCAAGGGUGCUUUGACGUCUCGAGAGCGGCAACGGCGAGGCAGCGUCUUGCGCUGCAACGGCGGCGCAGCAGGCCGGGCUUCCUCUGUCCGGCAGCGGGCAACAGGCAGCCGCCGCAGCCGCAGCACCUCAGCAGCGCCCCUCUGUGGCUGUCCCUGGCCCAGACGCCCGAUCGCGAGCAGGUGCGGUGAUUUGAGCGCCUGCUCCGCCCAACGCGGCCCAUCACACGCGGAUUUGGGUGCGUGCUUGCGCCGCCCAUCACUCCACAUGCAGCGUGCAGCUCGCAGCCCUCCAGCAGCGAGGCGCAGCAUCAGCACCCCCUUUCGCGUAGAUUCGCAGACUGCAGCUCGGCCGAGCGAGAAUCAUCCGAGGCCGUGCCUCCUGCCUCGUGAGCUGCGCUGCGCUGCGCCGCCUUCCUUUCUUGCUCGCGGGCCCGGCCGGGGCGCAGCGUGCAGCCGCGUCAGCGGCGUGGGCGGUGCAGCGUUCGCUGCGCCGGGCUCGUGCGGCGCAGGGGCAGAUGGAGCGCCUCAUCAGCACGCCGCACGCUCCGUCCGAGGGUGCCUCUCGUCGGCCGAGGGUGCGUCACAAAGGCGGCCGGAGCGCGGCAAAGCAAGGCCGCAAAGGCGCCGAGAGGCUGUGCUGCGGCGUGUGCAGGUGCGUCUGCUGCGGUGCUGCUGCGCCACACCCUUCUUCUGUCCCCGCUCUCCUCAGCAGGCUCAUCUCUGAGGCUGGACCGCGGCGUGAGCAGCGAAGAGGCUCCUACAAGCUGGCGUCGCUAUGAUGCACACAAAGGAUGACGCUGGCGCGGGCGUCACGAUGCCAAGCAGGGGCUGCCGAGCAGACCAACACCUCAACACCGAAAAAGGGACAAG